Molecule: messenger RNA, 2228 nt
Organism: Leucoraja erinaceus (little skate)
Lineage: Eukaryota; Metazoa; Chordata; Chondrichthyes; Rajiformes; Rajidae
Product: ADP-ribosylation factor 1-like
Exons: 5
Coding region: 176-718 (180 amino acids)
Biological process (GO): vesicle-mediated transport; intracellular protein transport
Cellular component (GO): plasma membrane; cytoplasm
Molecular function (GO): GTP binding; GTPase activity
Source: RefSeq, a predicted model, not a curated record
GAGGGGCGGAGCCGUUGACGCCCACGUAUAACGUCAUCACGCACGCACGCACGGCGUCACUGGGGGGGGAAGUGCAGCAAACGGUGGACGGUUCUGCCGGCAGUGACGGCCAGGAGGAAGGCGAGCGAAGGGGAGAAAGAACCGCGCCGGAGAUUGAUUAAAGAAACAAGACACCAUGGGAAAUCUUCUAGCAGCUCUCAAGGGUCUGUUUGGAAAAAGGGAGAUGCGCAUCCUUAUGGUGGGACUGGAUGCUGCGGGGAAAACCACAAUACUGUAUAAAUUUAAACUUGGAGAAGUGGUGACAACUAUCCCUACCAUUGGUUUCAACGUGGAGACAGUUGAAUACAAGAAUGUGAGCUUCACUGUCUGGGAUGUGGGAGGUCAGGAUAAAAUUAGACCCCUCUGGCGUCAUUAUUUCCAGAAUACGCAAGGCUUAAUAUUCGUGGUUGACAGCAAUGACAGAGAGCGCAUCAACGAGGCAAGGGAGGAAUUGAAUCGAAUGCUUAAUGAAGAGGAGCUGAGAGAUGCAGUGCUAUUGGUCUUGGCAAAUAAGCAGGAUUUACCCAAUGCCAUGAAUGCUGCAGAAAUCACAGAUAAAUUGGGAUUACACCAGAUAUGCCAAAGAACAUGGUACAUUCAGGCAACAUGUGCUACCAGCGGUGAUGGCAUUUAUGAGGGUCUUGAGUGGCUAACCAAUCAAUUCGGACAACACAAGUGAUCCAUUCCACUUCUCCAAGUCUCUGCAUGACCAGCCGCGUGUGUGUGAUUGUGUGAGAGAGUUUGAGUGGGAGCAGUUUCCUCACCACGUGCCUUUUUAUAAUACAGAUGGGUUUGGGACACUACUUGUAAGAACGGGUAGUGUGGGCAUUGAUGAAAGUAUUUUAUUAAUAAAUGAAUGGCUCUAUUUUUGAAAUAGUUGCCAAAUAACACUUGCAGACCUAAAAUAAAUUUACAAUUUGUAAUUGCUAGCUAACCAAAAAUUAGGAAUACGAAUACUAUUUAUGCCCCCUUUUCUAAAUUAGAGGGGGAGGGGGGGGGGGGGGUAGAGAAUGUGCCUGAUCACUAGCAGAUCUUGUCAAUAUUGAACGGUCUUGCAGACCUUGGUUUGCAAUUUAGCCCAAGUCUGAGUGAUGCAGUUUGAGUUUAAAUUGUGCAUGUAUACACCAAUCAAUUUGGCAAUUUAGCAAAUACAUCUUGGAAGGAAAUUUCCUUGAGUUCUGGCUAGUGUUUUAUGGCUCUGCAAAUGAUCCAUCAAAAUUGACCAUGUUGACCAAAAUUGACUUCUACUAGUGCAAUUUUAUGGAUUUUUAGUACCUUGUAUCUGGUAAUUUAACGUUUAGAAGUCACAGAGGUAGCUGCUCCCAUUCCUUGUUUUGUAAAGAUAUUGAAUGACACUUGUAUGUAUUUGAUAUGAGGCGGGCAAAGGAUGAAAUGCAUAUAAUAAAUAUAAGCCUUUUUGUUUGGAUAUGCCAAGACAAGCCCCAGCAACACCAACACUCCCUCAAAAUAAUACUCAUCGCCAGCGUCGUGACACUACAGACACAAGUGGAAUUUGAAAUUAUGCACCUAUUUUCCAGAAAGCUUCCCCACGUAUGAACAUUUUCCAAAAAGUAAAUUGAAAACGUUUCGGUAUAUUUCAGAUAAUUUAGAGGUUUAGUGAAAUAUUUAUCCUGUACAGAUCAGUAGCAUGCACUUCAAAUUGACUUGUUCAUUGUAAUGUUAAUGACCAGUUGAAUACUGAUCUAAAUUCAGAGACAACAAUAUACUUUAUGCUUAUAGGCAUGUUUUUUAAACUGUAAACUGCAAUCUUGUAAAUUAUAACAAUAUGAAAGGAAAUGAGUCUGGAGAAUUAUUGGUUUCAAUCUACAAUUAAAUAUGUAAUUUAAUUUUGCUUGGACAUUAUGCUCAAACCUAAUAGUGGAAAUAUGAAGCUUAGUUGUGGAAUAAGGUUUCUGUCGCAAAAUAUCAAGAGGUGGGGAAACGUAAUUUCGAAAUUGAUCUGAAGAAAAAUCAGCUUAUUUUUAACCAUAUCUGUAAACUUGUCUUGGGAUGCAUUAUAUGUUAAAGAUAUCUUUAUGAGAAUAAUUGUUUGCAUUACAUACCAGUAUGUUUGGAUGCCAGUGUGUGACCAAAUUGCAGACAUUCGUGGAUGUGUUUGAGAAAGGUGUGGAGAAGGGAACUUGUUGCAAAUAUUUCUGCUGCCAAUAAAGGCUUGUUCCCCUUCCUAA